This is a messenger RNA of Lytechinus variegatus (green sea urchin), 872 nucleotides long. Its product is annotated as neurogenic locus notch homolog protein 3-like. Lineage: Eukaryota; Metazoa; Echinodermata; Echinoidea; Temnopleuroida; Toxopneustidae. Gene Ontology annotation, cellular component: plasma membrane; protein-containing complex. Gene Ontology annotation, molecular function: calcium ion binding. Bases 1 to 789 code for a protein of 262 amino acids. The record is from RefSeq and is a predicted model, not a curated record. Gene Ontology annotation, biological process: establishment or maintenance of epithelial cell apical/basal polarity; heterophilic cell-cell adhesion. The transcript is spliced from 4 exons.
AUGAAUGAGGAGAAGUCUUCAUGCCUUUCUUCACCUUGUUUAAACGGAGGAACCUGCAGCGAGAGUCCGGGCGGAUUUUCGUGCGACUGUCAGGAGAACUACGAAGGAAACACUUGCCAACUAGCCAGAUCGAUGUGCUAUUUGAAUCCUUGUGUCAACGGAGGAACGUGCCACGAUGAUCCAACAAUAGGGUUCUACUGCAUCUGCGAUCCCUGCUUCUUUGGAGAAUUUUGCGAACAAGAUUAUGAUGUUUACUACGAUAAUUCAUUUCAACAACCUACACUAGAGUUCAGUGAGCAUAACAUCACGGUCCUUGACAAGUUCUAUCUUGGGAUACCCCAACUGGUCCAUUCGACUGACUGUGAACUUCGGCAAAGUGAAUUCUUCAUCACCUUGUGGCACAUCACCCCAUCCAACGAAAGCACCCUAUCGAUGACCAUCUACCAGUUUGACACGUUAGGCAAGCUUGGUGAUCAGGAUGGAAUUGAGGUUUUCAUAGUGGCCGCAUCUCCCAUUAUACUUGACGAAAGCCAUUCAAGUGUGAAUGACAUCCGUGUUUUCUAUAAUCUUUCCAAACCAUACCAGGAGGUCGAUCUCUGGAUCCCAGGACCUAGGACUGACCCUAUGCAGAGUAAAGUGCUGUUGUAUGCCCAAGGGAAUCUCAGCAGCAUUCUCCCCUUCACUGUGAGGUCGCUUUCUGGCGAAAUGUAUUGCCUCUUUUAUAGCACAUUAGUAGGGUACGACAUUGAGCGGUACACAACUUUGAUGGCCAAGAUCUUGGCUGUUUAAUAUAGACCCAGAUCACAAAUUGUAUGGCUAUGUGUUUGAGCAUGUUGAGUAGUAGGCCUAAUAAUCCAUAAAUAACAAAUGCA